UUGCAGUCAAUCGAGUUUGAAGGUAGUAGACGUAAACCUUACAGUAGGACGUUCAGUUUUGGUCGAGUUUUAAAUCUUGUUGAUUUGAUUUAAAUUGAAUGUUCCUGUUGUUCAUUUUCUUAACGAACAGAAAAUUAAGUAAUUACGGUCGUGUAGGUUCAGUUCCAAUAAUUUUACAGUGUCGAAAAUUGCAGUUCCUUACAGCAAUUUCAUUUCGUAAUCAAUUUUUGAACAUUUUACAAAAAUAGUGAGAAUUGCAUAAAAGCACAGUUUCGAAGGCGAAGUGCGGUUCAUAACAACGUAGAAUUUGAUCUUUGGACCUUCUAGGAAAAUUUACGGAUCUGGUGGCUAAACUUCUACUUUCACUUGAAGAAUUUGUGUUUAUAAAUUGAACUUUGUGUGAUGCAAUAUUGAAUUGAAUAAGCAGACCAGAACAACAAUAUUUGGAAAGGUGUGCAGUUCUACAAAAAUCUGAGCACAAUUUCUUGCCGCAAGAAUUUGAACCACCGAUAGGAUGGCUGAAGCCCAUUCGGCCGUAGCAUUUUCAUUUUCAAUCACACAUGAUGGAUAUAACAUAAAUUACAAUCGUGAAGUGCUGAACUUGGUGUGGGAUUCAGGCGUAAGGUCAUGGAAAAAACGAAUUGCCAGAUUUCGCAAUGGAAUUCGAAACGGAGUUUUUCCGGCACACAUUCAGAGUUUGUACAUACUGAUAUCGAUCGCACUGGGACUUCAUGUGGCUGGGAAACAGGCUCCCUUCAACCUGACGAAUUUGAUUUUGCCGCUAUUACCUGCCCAAACAGCUCUAUACCAAUUCAUUGCAUGUAGCUUAACAGGAUUAGUAUUCUGGCUGUGCAUAUGUUACACAAUGCGAUACACGCUGAAAUUUCUAUUGAUGUACAAAGGAUGGAUGUACGAGUCCAGAGGUAAGGGUUCAAGAAUAUCGACGGCAACGAAACUUUGGGCUGCAGUCACUAAAGUUUUAUCCAGUUGGAAUACACCAGGAUUGUACAGUUUUCAAGGAUCAUUGCCACGUCUGCCACUACCCAGUGUGCAUGAAACGACACAGCGGUAUUUACGAUCAGUACGUCCGCUGCUGGACGACAAAGAAUAUGCCCAUAUGGAAGACUUAGCCAGGGAAUUUGAAUCGACCAUUGGCAGCAAAUUACAAAGAUAUUUGACGUUGAAAAGUUGGUGGUCCACAAACUAUGUGUCGGAUUGGUGGGAGGAGUACGUUUAUUUGAGAGGACGCGGACCUCUAAUGAUCAACAGCAAUUUCUACGGAAUUGACGCUAUUUACAUGGAAACGUCGAAAGUACAGGCUGCUCGGGCAGCGCAUAUCACAUCGCUUUUAUUGAUCUUUAGACGUACUGUUGAACGGCAAGAAUUGCAACCGAUCAUGGUCCAAGGACUUGUCCCACUAUGUUCCUGGCAAUAUGAGCGAACCUUUAAUACGGUUCGUGUUCCCGGUGAACAGACCGAUAAAAUUGUACAUUACAAGGAUUCAAAUCAUAUCGUCGUAUUACACAAAGGCUGUUACUACAAGGUCAUUAUUUAUUACAAAAACCGAUUACUAAAGCCUUGCGAGAUUCAAAUCCAAAUGGAAUAUAUUUUAAAUAACAAAUCAGCAGUUCCUAGUCCCGGUGAAGAGCAUUUGGCAGCACUGACAGCAUGGGAACGACAAAAGUGGGCCCAUAUCAGGGACACAGUUUUCCGGCAAGGAUUGAAUCGAGUCUCGUUGCACAUAAUUGAAAGUGCUGCGUUUGUGCUAUCGUUAGACGACGAACCAUUCGAAUUUGACUUAAAUAAACCAGAGAAAUUGGACAAAUUUGGUUCGGUUUUACUUCAUGGUAAAGGCUGUGAUCGAUGGUUCGACAAAAGUUUUACCGUCUGUGUCGGUUCGAACGGAAGGAUUGGCUUCAAUGCUGAACACACUUGGGGCGACGCAGCAAUUAUGGCACAUAUCUGGGAAAAUAACAUCAUGGAAGAGGCAGCCGUUAAUGGGGCUGAUGCUCCUGUUGUUGGCCACAUGUGGGAGCACACAUUUGGUACUGAAGUUGAUGAAGGAUACGACGAAACAGGCAACACUAAAGGCGUCAAGGAAUUCGAUCCACCAAUGCCGUUACGACUGUCUUGGAAUUUAGAUGAAACUGUUGCCAUUCCGGCCAUUGAGGAAGCCUACGAAUCUGCCCAGAAGUUGAUUCAAGACAUUGAUCUACGUAUUUUAGUCCACAAUCAGUACGGUAAAGGUUUCAUGAAGACGUGUGGCAUUUCGCCCGAUGCAUACAUACAAAUGGCAUUGCAAUUGGCUUAUUACAGAGAUGCUGGAAAAUUCUCACUAACGUACGAGGCAUCGAUGACUCGACUCUUCCGUGAAGGCCGAACGGAGACAGUUCGUCCGUGUACAAUAGAGUCAUCGGCUUGGGUACAGGCAAUGGUUUCUAACAAAGAAACGCCUGAAAGUCUGGUGGCACUACUACGAAAGGCAUGCCAGAGACAUCAGUUAGGUUAUCAAGAUGCCAUGUGUGGUAAAGGCAUCGAUCGUCAUCUGUUCUGCUUAUUUGUUGUUUCGAAAUAUUUAGAAUUGAAGUCGCCCUUCCUCGAAAAUGCUGUACUUAAUGCAAAAUGGCAGCUAUCUACUAGUCAGACACCACACGGUCAAACCAGCAAAAUGGAUUUGAAAAAACACCCGAAUUGCAUCUCGGCUGGCGGUGGUUUUGGACCAGUAGCUGAUGAUGGCUACGGUGUAUCAUAUAUCAUUGCAGGGGAAGACAUACUAUUUUUCCACAUAUCAUCUAAGAAAGGGUGCACGAAGACGAGUUCCCACCGAUUCGCUGAUGAGAUAGUGCGGUCAUUGGCAGAUAUCCGAACGUUAUUCGAAAAGUACAACAGUUCAAAGAAGUCAAAUGGCACGUCGUAAGAAUUAUAUUCGUUAGAUCGAUAAUUUUUCUAGUUAAUUUUGUAUCAUUUUAAAAAAGAAAAAUUCUAAAAAAAUAUUUUCUUUUCGACCAAUCACUAUAUGAAAACUGAAACUUAUGAAAAAUGCAUCCACUUUGUGACGAGAGUUUUGAGAAAAAUUUUUUCUUUUGUGUGUCGUUUUCGAUUGAAAAUGAAAUGUUUAAACGAACGUCAACCUACCGCAUCAAUCACACGUGUAAUAAAAUUUAAAAAAAAUUGAAAUGGAGAAGUAUUUUUAGUUUAAAAAUUGAAUCGUUGUUUUUAGUGUAAAUUAGAAUUGAUAAAAUGAAAAGAAAAAGCGAAAAGAAAAUCUGAACUAUGCAAAAUGAUAACAACAGCAAGAAAGAAAUUUUUGUUUAGUUUAAAAAUCUAAAUUACGAACCAUAAAACUUACAUUUAUAAGUUAACAUCAACCGAACGUUAAAUAAAUUUGGGGUGACUUGGAAUUUUUUAAGACUAAAAAUGUUAAACGAAAAUAAAUUUUCAUUUUAAGUUUAA
Molecule: messenger RNA, 3453 nt
Organism: Bradysia coprophila
Lineage: Eukaryota; Metazoa; Arthropoda; Insecta; Diptera; Sciaridae
Gene: whd
Product: carnitine O-palmitoyltransferase whd
Biological process (GO): fatty acid metabolic process; carnitine metabolic process
Cellular component (GO): mitochondrion
Molecular function (GO): carnitine O-palmitoyltransferase activity
Source: RefSeq, a predicted model, not a curated record